Messenger RNA from Belonocnema kinseyi, 597 nucleotides. Its product is annotated as SCAN domain-containing protein 3-like. Bases 1 to 597 code for a protein of 198 amino acids. Lineage: Eukaryota; Metazoa; Arthropoda; Insecta; Hymenoptera; Cynipidae. The transcript has 2 exons. The record is from RefSeq and is a predicted model, not a curated record.
AUGAUAGAGUUUAUAUUCACUCUGUACACCGAUCUAAGUUUCCUCAAAUGUCUCACAAACAUCAGAGAACUAACUACGGAAGAAAAAGAGAAAUUCAUAAAAGUGGCUCACGCAGACCAUCUAGGCGAACAAAAUACACUGGACAAAGCAAUAACACCUUCGACAUUGAGAAGACAUUUAGAGACAGCACAUCCACAAGGUGCAGGCAGGCCCAUCCACUUUUUUGAAGGAAAAUUGGAUGAUUUCUGCAUGGAGCAUAACGAGGGGAUGGAAAAUGCAAUGGGCACUUCUGACUUUUUCAACUCAAAACUGUUACGAGCCUUCUAUUAUGCAUCAUUAUUGAUUCCGCGCAAUUCCAAACCGCACACAUUAAUGGAGACCACAGUUAUGCCGAUAAUAGUUUAUGCUGUGCGAGAAGUCCUAGGAGAAGACGCUGCUAUUAAAAUUGCGACAAUUCCUCAUUCGAACAAUACAACAAAAAGAAGAAUUGAAGAAAUGUCGAGUGACAGUCAAUUUCAAUUGAAAGUAGCAUUGAACAGCAGUCCCUACUUUUCUCUUCAAUUUUACGAGUCGGUGGAUGUUUCUGGAGCUGCUUAG